CGACGCACAGAGAACGAAGGAUUUAACACUGAAAACUGCUAAUAUUAUUAACAGAAAGUUCGCCCGCCCAAUUUCUUGAAUGGAGAAAAUCCGUUAGAGUUCAACUCGGCUCAUAGUUGUUUGCUACAAUGUUUUCAAUUGCAGCUAUCAAUGAUACAGACUCAAAAAGCCAAUGGGAACCUUUAGCCCCAACCAAAGAAGCCCAGGAAUUUCAUUUGUCACAAACUUACCAUGAAGGACUUUUGAAACUGGAAGCUAAAGACUAUAAAAAAGCUCGUGAGCUUUUGGAGGCUGUGUUAAAGGAUCCUUUGGUCGCAAACUCUCAGGUGGUUAGUAAUUCUAGUGAUGGUCAUCUUUUGCAGCUCAGAUUUUUGGCACUGAAGAAUCUUGCCAAUGUUUUUCUACAACAAGGUGCUCCUUACUACAAAGAUGCUUUGCAAUGCUAUCUUCAAUCUGUAGAGAUUGAUAAUAAGGAUGCUGUUGUCUGGAAUAAGCUGGGAACUUUAGCAUGCUCAAUGGGAUCGUUGAGCAUUUCCCGCUGGGCAUUUGAACAAGGGUUAUAUUGUAGUCCCAAUAACUCCUUGCAGAGUGGUGUUCCAAUGACUGUCAUUAGUGAUAUUCAGUCGUCGCUGCUGAUGUUUAUGUGUAACAUUGCCAACACAUAUUCUUGUAAGAAAUUUUCUGGCCCAGGAAUUUCAGAUCAUAGGGAACAGAGAGAAAGCUCGUACUUUGUAGAUGCAGCUAUUGCAUUCUGUAAACUCCAACACUUGAUCCUAAAUGUUCCUAUAAAAGCUCAAACAGAGUUGAUUGUGGCAAUCCAUGACAUGCUUGCUGAGUUUGGUGUCUGCUGUGCAAAUGCAACUGAUGAAGAGGAAGAAGGAACAUUUCUAAAACUUGCAAUAAAGCACCUCUUGAACUUGGAUAUGAAACUGAAAUCUAACUUUCACUCUGUCUGCAAGGAAUUUGAAAUGUCUCAGUGUGACGAACAGUCUUCUCAUGAUAAUAAUGUAGGGAAAUCUGAGCAACUUUCUCAUGGAAGCAACAUCAAAGUGUUAUCAAAUGUAUCAAAUUUGGACAACCUAAAUGUGACAGGUCAGGUAGAUAGAGAUGAAGCGACUGCUUCAGAUAAAGAUGCUGUUGAGAGGAUUAAUGCAGAAGCCAUUUCUGCCAGUAAAGCUCUGGAGGUUGAGAAAACUAAAGUGGAGAAAAGUAAGAAUAUUGGUGUUGUCUCUGAUGGUUUGUACCCUAGAUCGGAGAAAUCAAAGGAUCAAUUGGUCGAAGAUGGAACCGAGCUAAGUGAAGAUGAAAAGGAGGAGCUUGAAGUUGCCAUUGAUAAUGCUUUGGAUCAGUGCUUUUACUGUCUGUAUGGAUUGAAUCUAAGGUCUGAUGCAUCUUAUGAAGAUGAUUUAGCUGCGCAUAAGAACACAAGCCGGGGUGAUUACCAAACUAAGGAACAGUGUGCUGACGUUUUUCAGUAUAUACUUCCCUAUGCAAAAGCUUCUUCUAAAACGGGGCUCAUUAAACUCCGAAGAGUCCUUAGAGCUAUACGAAAGCACUUUCCACAACCACCAGAUGAUGUUUUAGCUGGAAAUGCAAUAGACAAGUUCUUAGAUGGUCCUGAAAUGUGUGAAGACAAACUCUCUGAGGAAGCAGGAUCCAGUGGCUUUUUGGAAUCCAUGACAAAGAUAUUAUUAUCAGAUCCCGGAAGCCUCAAACAACAGAAAGCAUCAUCAAAAGGAAGUUCUGAGCCAUACCUGGAAGUUUAUAGCAAUUUGUACUAUCUUCUUGCUCAGUCUGAAGAAAUGAAUGCAACUGAUAAAUGGGCUGGCUUUGUUCUGACAAAAGAAGGGGAGGAAUUUGUGCAGCAAAAUGCAAAUCUCAUCAAAUAUGAUUUAAUUUACAAUCUCCUACGCUUGGAGAGUUGGCAGAAACUUGCAAAUAUAUAUGAUGAGGAGGUAGACUUGCUGCUAAAUGAUGGAAGCAAGCAAAUAAAUGUUCUGGGAUGGAGGAAAAAUGCUGUUUUAUCUGAGAGAGUUGAGGCAAGUCGCAGAAGGAGCAGACGAUGUUUGUUGAUGACUUUAGCUUUAGCCAAAACAGCAGAUCAACAGGCUGAGAUACAUGAGUUAUUGGCAUUAGUAUAUUAUGAUGGUCUUCAGAAUGUAGCACCAAUCUAUGAUCAAAGAUCUGUUUUGCCGUCCAAAGAUUCAGCAUGGAUGAUGUUCUGUCAAAACUCAAUGAGACACUUUCAGAAGGCCUUUGCACACAAGGAGGAUUGGUCGCAUGCAUUCUAUCUGGGAAAACUUUCCGAGAAGCUUGGAUACUCACAUGAGAUGUCAUUUUCAUUCUAUGCUAAAGCUAUUGCUUUGAAUCCAUCUGCUGCAGAUUCUUUCUAUAGGAUGCAUGCUUCACGGUUGAAGUUACUUUGCACAUGUAGGAAACAAGAUGAGGAGGCCUUGAAGGUUGUUGCUGCGCACUGUUUCAAUGAAUCGACUCAGGAUACUGUGAUGGAUAUCCUCAGUAAGGUUUGCCCAUCAAUUUCAGAAUCAACGUGCUCCGAGGAUAGAACUCCCAAUGCUUACUCUGUAAAUGAUGUAAAAGGGGAUUCACAUUUUGAAGGGGUGUGGCAGAUGCUUUACAAUGAUUGUCUUUCUGCCCUUGAAAUAUGUGUGGAAGGUGACCUGAAACAUUUUCAUAAGGCUAGAUAUAUGCUUGCUCAAGGCCUAUAUCGAAGAGGUGGGAAGAUGGAUCUAGAGAAGGCAAAGGAGGAACUUUCUUUCUGCUUUAAGUCGGCUCGUUCUUCAUUCACAAUAAACAUGUGGGAGAUUGACAGUAUGGUUAAAAAGGGAAGGCGCAGAACCCAAGGUUGCUCAGGGAACAGGAGAGCCCUAGAAGUUAACUUGGCAGAAAGUUCUCGGAAGUUCAUUACUUGCAUCCGCAAGUACAUAUUAUUCUAUUUAAAACUGCUGGAGGAGACAGAAGACAUAUGUACCCUUGAUCGGGCUUAUUUCUGUCUUAGGACAGAUAAGAGGUUCUCCUUAUGCCUUGAAGAUCUUAUUCCAGUUGCUCUGGGACGAUACUUAAAGGCAUUAAUUUCAUCUAUUCAUCAAACUGACCAUAUGUCUUGUGCUGCUAGCAACUCUAGUGAGCAUCAUCUGGAGAAAAUGUUCUCUCUGUUCAUGGAACAGGUAACCAUGUGGUCUGAUAUUUGUGGCUUACCAGAAAUAAAGAGCUCAGAGUUGACGGAGAGCUGUUUAUUUGGAUAUCUUUAUCGAUAUAUCCAGUCUUUAGAGCAAAAUAUCAAAGUUGAAGCGCUUGAAGGAAUAAAUGAGAAGAUACGCAAGCGUUUGAAGAACCCAAAGCUGUCGAAUAGUAACUGCGCAAAAGUUCAUAAGCAUGUUUCUGCUGCUUGGUGUCGGUCACUUGUAAUUAGCAUGGCCUUAAUAACACCUUUGCAUUCAAGACUCUCUAGUGAAGUGCAAGUUCCAAAUUCGCCAGCUAAUGGAUUAGAGAAUUCACAACUGCUUUGUGUUGAUCUCCAACUGGAUGAACUAUGGAGUUCAUCUUUUGAGGACAUGAAUCAUUUGAAGGAUCUUGAGAGGAAGUGGAACCCUUCAUUGUCUAAGAUAAAAAAUGUAAUAGUAAAGAGAGCUGCAGAUGAAGACAUGGAAACUGCUUCUAUGUUGCUUAGGUCUUGCUAUAAUUUUUAUAAGGACACUUUUUGUGCAUUGCUCCCAUCAGGUAUAAACCUUUAUAUGGUGCCAUCUCAAUUUGCUACAGAAACAUAUAUCCAACCUGGGAUAGAUGCAGUUGACAUACUCGAUAUGAACACUUCACGGAAGCUACUUUUGUGGGCCUACACACUUCUGCAUGGCCAUUGCACAAAUGUCUCAGCUGCUAUUAAGUAUUGUGAAGAAAAUUCCAAGUCAAGGAUAAAAAAAGGAACCGGAAGCUCGUUGCCUUCAAGUGCAAAUGCAUCUCCUGCCACAGCUUCCCAUAUAGGUGGAGGAAAAGAUGGAACAAGUAAAAGCUCUGAACCAGAUGUUUCCCCAUUAUCAAAUUCGGGCAAUGCACCAUCUUCUAAAACCGAUGGAUCACAAAAGGUUAAACCUCCCAGUUUGCCAGAAACUGAGAAGGCAAGUGGUGCCUCUUUAUCCCAAAUGGGGGGCACAAUGAAUGCAUUAUUGACAUCUCUGCCUGAAGGAGAGAGUGGUUUCAACAUGCCAUCCAUAUCUUUGUCUGAAUCUGUAAGCACUACUUGUCCAAAAGCUGUAUCUGCUGAUCAGGGCCAGAAGGCUUUAUCGGCUGCUCCGCAUUUACAUCAAAACAAUCCUGUUGAUGAGAGCAAGAAAUUGAAUAUGCAGAAUGAUGCGAAACCUGAAAACGUUUGAUUUUGUACAACCUGUUCUAAUCAGUCUGUUCUGCAACUUUGCGUCGUGACUGGUCUAUUAUUGUAUGUAAGCAGUUCCUUUUCUUGAAGAGCUCUUAUUUCUUUUC
Nicotiana tabacum (common tobacco) is the source of this 4494-nucleotide messenger RNA. The record is from RefSeq and is a predicted model, not a curated record. Lineage: Eukaryota; Viridiplantae; Streptophyta; Magnoliopsida; Solanales; Solanaceae.